Molecule: messenger RNA, 2123 nt
Organism: Vigna umbellata (rice bean)
Lineage: Eukaryota; Viridiplantae; Streptophyta; Magnoliopsida; Fabales; Fabaceae
Source: RefSeq, a predicted model, not a curated record
AACUUCAUUUUCUAAUUUGCUUUUCAGUUACCUUAAUUACUUCCUCCCACCUUUUUUCAUAUAUAGUCGAAUCUUCCACCGCCAUGGCAGCCACCACAGCCUGUCUCUUUCCAGCCGCGCCUUUUCUCUGUCAUCCGCCGUCGCCGGUCGGAAAACUGUACUCCAACCGAACCUCAAUUAUGACUACGCGGGUUGCGACGUCGGUGGAGCGAGUUCUGGCGACGACGGCUGAUAUGGAGCGUGCAGAUGAGAAGAAAGAGAACGACAAGGUAGGGACAAAAGGUUGGAAAGAAUAUUUGGAGCAAUCAAAGGAGUUGAUCGUACCGGACGGUGGACCGCCGCGGUGGUUUUCGCCGUUGGAGUGCGCUGGGCGUUUGGAUAAUUCUCCUCUACUGCUCUUUUUGCCGGGGAUUGAUGGCGUGGGACUUGGACUUAUUUCACAUCAUCAGAAGCUGGGGAGGAUUUUUGAUACGUGGUGCUUGCAUAUCCCUGUAGCAGACCGAACACCAUUUCCAGACCUUGUCAAAAUAGUUGAGGUAACAGUUAGGUCGGAAUAUCAACGUUCACGAAACAGGCCCAUAUAUCUUGUUGGAGAAUCUUUAGGAUCAUGCCUUGCACUGGCUGUUGCAGCACUUAAUCCUGAUAUUGAUUUUGUAUUAAUUCUGGCAAACCCAGCUACUUCGUUCAGCAGGUCAGACUUGCAACUUCUAACACCAUUAUUGGAAGCUUUGCCUGAUUCACUCUCUCCUGGUUUGCGUGACAUUCUCAGAUUGACACAAGGUGAAUCAUUGAGGAUGGCGUUGGAUAGUGUGGUCCAAGGGCUUCCCCUACAAACUACUGCUGGAGAGCUAGUGAAGGAUUUUACAACUAUCUUAUUAUCUCUCCCGAUUCUUGCCGAGAUAUUACCAAAAGAAACACUUCUCUGGAAACUAAAAAUGCUUAAGUCGGCUUCUGCUUAUGCCAAUUCACGCCUUUAUUCAAUCCAAGCUCAGACUUUGAUACUUUGCAGUGGAAACGAUCAGCUACUACCUAGUCAGCACGAAGGUGAAAGACUACUCAAGUUACUGCCUAAAUCUAAAUGCGAGCUUCGUAAAUUUGAUGGCUGUGGCCAUUUCCUAUUCUUGGAAGGAAGCAUUGACCUGGCAACUGUAAUAAAGGGAACUUCAUACUACCGCCGUGGCAAACAUCACGAUUAUUUAUCUGAUUUUAUUCUCCCAACGCCUGAUGAGGUGAGAAAAGUAAUAGAAUCAUUCAGUUUGUAUAACCUUGUGGCAACUGUGAUGCUCUCAACAUUGGAGGAUGGGACGGUUGUAAAAGGCCUUGCUGGAAUUCCUUCAGAGGGACCUGUUUUGUUCGUUGGCGACCACAUGCUGCUGGGAUCAGACGCAAUUCCCCUGUGGUGCAGACUUUUUUCUGAAAGAAAUAUCAUUGUUAGAGCGAUGGCACAUCCCUUGUUUUUUGUCAGAUCUAAGACAGGAAAAUUGCUAGACAUAUCUUAUUUUGACAAUCUCAGAAUCAUGGGUGCUGUCCCUGUAGGACCUACUAACCUCUUCAAGCUUUUCUCUUCCAAGUCUCAUGUCCUGUUAUAUCCUGGAGGAAUACGCGAGGCUCUUCAUAGGAAGGAUGAAGAGUACAAAUUGUUCUGGCCUGAACAAUCCGAGUUUGUAAGGAUGGCAGCAAGAUUUGGAGCCAAAAUUGUUCCUUUUGGUGUAGUUGGAGAAGAUGACGUUGGUCAAGUAGUUUUUGAUUAUGAUGACUUGGUGAAGAUUCCUUACUUUAGGUCUGAAAUAGAAAGCCUCACAGAAGAGGUUCCACAAUUGAGGAGUGGUUUUCGUGGUGAGGUGGGAAAUCAACAAGUGCAUUUGCCUUUGAUUUUGCCUAAAGUUCCAGGCCGAUUCUACUAUUAUUUUGGAAAACCAUUGGAAACGAAAGGAAGGGAACAAGAACUCCAAAAGAAGGAGAAUUCUCAAGAGUUUUAUUUACAAGUGAAGUCUGAGGUUGAGAGAUGCAUUGCUUACUUAAAGGAAAAAAGGGACAUGGACCCCUACAGAGGCCUAGGGCAUCGACUAUUAUACCAGGCCACUAAUGGUUUUCAAUCUGAAAUUCCAACAUUUGAAAUUUGA